AUGACUUGCCCGGUCCCGCUCCUGCGGAUUCUGCUCCUCAUCUGGGGCUCUUUCCUGGGCAACGGAUCCCCGGCCGCGGCCGUCUUCGACUCCCUGGGCCCCUCGGGGCCCCUGCGCGUCGACCGUCGUCAGAUCGAGCAGCUCCCCGCGCCGCUGCCGGAGCCCUCUUGUGCCCAGCUACGGGCCAUGUGGCGCCAGAUGCACCGGAUGGCCCGCCACAGUCAGCUCACCAACGAGAUCCCGCAGUUCCCGGCGGCCUAUCCGUUCGGCUACGUGGCACCCGACGUGGGCAACAAGGCCGUCUACUUCUACCCAGGGGCCCCCGGCAACUCGAAGGCGGCCUUCGGCAAGAUCGUCCGCAAGCCGGAGCGCGGGCGGACCAAGGUCCGACCCCGUCCCGUGGGCCGCUUCGCGGACACUCCACUUCCUAGGGCGGCCCUCGGCUCCUAUGGGACCCUGGUGCGAAGUCCCGACGAGAAAGAGCACCUCAGGCGGCAGCAGGAGGACCCCGAGUUCGGCGUCUGGGGCGCCUUCCCCGGGGACGCCACGUCGUCGGCCUCCAGAGCCGCGGCCACUGUACUGGCUGAAGACCCGGACUCCCGGACGCCCAGCUUCGACAAGAAACUGGAGUGGUGUCGACGCACGGUCCUCACGCAUCCCUGCAAGACUCACCAGGACUGCUUUUGCCCACGAACCAAAUUCUUCUGCUCCGCCGGCAGGUGUCGCUCAUCGCCCGUCAGGAAAGACACAAUAAUCGUCUGCGGUUUGUGCUAG
This is a messenger RNA of Ixodes scapularis (black-legged tick), 774 nucleotides long. RefSeq lists its product as uncharacterized. Lineage: Eukaryota; Metazoa; Arthropoda; Arachnida; Ixodida; Ixodidae. The coding region runs from base 1 to 774 and encodes 257 amino acids. The transcript is spliced from 3 exons. The record is from RefSeq and is a predicted model, not a curated record.